This is a messenger RNA of Caenorhabditis angaria, 2638 nucleotides long. The record is from the annotation of a GenBank genome assembly. NCBI's taxonomy places the organism in Eukaryota, Metazoa, Nematoda, Chromadorea, Rhabditida, Rhabditidae.
AUGGACUCUAGUUUAUUAUUUCCCAUAGUUAUCCUAACUUCUAUUCUAUUUCUCUAUUAUUACAAUCGAUAUGAAAUCGCAUUUCCAGAACUCACUGAUAAAGUUGUGUAUAUUGAAAAUGUAUCGGUUCAUGAGAAAAUAGAAUUUGCGAAAUGCCGUGUCGAAAUUUGGAAUAACAAAACGACGUGGGAAAUUCCGCGUAUCGAAACGCUUAAAUUGCUGGCUAAACCGGGUGUGACGCAAAGUGCAACUACGGUACGUACCGAAGCUAUAUUCUAGGCUGAAGCUUGCGCUUAGGCCCGAUUCAGGCCUAUGACAUAAGCCAAGCCUAGACCCACACCUUUUUAUUUUGCAAAAAGCAAAAUAGUGUGAGAGUGCAGAGAAAACGUGAGAAAUUAUCAGCAGGGCGACGUUUCAUUAUUUAUUUUAUUUUCUUCUUUUUUUUCGAAAACCUUUUUUUGGUUUUUUUUGUUUUUCAGGGUUUUUGGGGAUGAUUUUUGUUAUUUUCGAUUGGAAAAUGAUGUUUUUGACUUGUGAAGACUAUGCUCAAGUAGAAAACGGUGAAAACUUGGAGAGAAAACACCAACAUCAAUCGAGCAAUCAUUCUAACACCUUUCUCUUAAUAAAAAGUUAUAUUCUGAAAAAAAACUGAUUUUGAACAUGAAUCUUUCAAAAUCCGAGUAAAGAGUGUUCUAUUUGGAAAAUACAAAAUCUAAUUCAUAAUUUCAUGAUUCCGUUGCUUGUAAUUCAGGCGAGGCCCUCGGCAGCUUCACACAAAUCUCACAUAUUCUUAUUUCUUUGGUGUUCGACUCGACAUAAAAUCAAAGUUUUUAAGUAUAAAAAGAUAACGAAUAGAAAGAUUCUUCAACUAUGCUUAUGAAUUCCAAUUUUGAUGAAAAAUGGUUUAAAAACACAUUCUCAAUCAAUAUUCUCACCCAUACAAGUCAAACACAUCAUUUUCCAAUCAAAAAUAACAGAAACCAUACCCAUAAACACAGAAAAGCAAUAGAAAACUGAAAAAAACGGUUUUUGAAUAAAAAGAAGACAAUAAAAUUAAAAAUGAAAUGAAUAAUGAAACGUCGCCCUGUUGAUAAUUUCUCACGUUUCUCUGAACUCUCUCACUAUUUUGUUUUUUGCAAAUUUCUAUUGACGUGAAAUGAUGUGGACCAGGCCUAAAUUUUGGUUUUUUCAGGAGGGCUUGAGUGACGGGCAACUUCGCCUCGUUUCCGCCUUCCUCUAUGAAGAUGAGAUUGUCGUGACAACCACCAGACAAAGGCCUGCGCAAACUGGGUGAGUCCGGAAAUUUCUGUACAGUUUUUCACGCAUUUUGUACAGUUUUUCAACCAUUUUUUUUUAAAAAUCGCGUUUUUGAGAACCCGUAAAUCAUGUUAGAAAGUAUUUUAUCAAAAUCAGAGUACAGGGAGAUGUUCAGGAAGGUUGAUUUAGCGAAAAUUCUACACUUUUGGCUCAUUUUUGGGCUCUUUAGAGAGUUGCUCAGCAAAAACUGAAAAUGAGAUCUCUCUCAGCGUGAAAAACUGUACAGAAACAUCUGAAAAUCUCACAAAACAUCAACUUUUUCUUCCGCAGAACUCCCGUGUAUUGCCGAUAUUUCGAUUGCAAUCGUGUUGAGAUCCCAGGCUCAAUAUACAAAUCAUUCUUUAUGCCACUAACUUCAGUUCACUGCCUCCGAAAAUCUGGAGCAAGUUUUAUUUCCUUAAGCUUAUCGGACGACAAGCCCCAAUCGCCAAUUCCAUUAACCCACAGGCUUUUCAAACAACCUCCCAAUGAAUUAGGAGUGUGUGCUGGACAAAUCUAUGGAUUAGACAAAAAAUGGAUGCAGAUCGCUGAAUUCGUGGAACAUCACAAAUUAAUCGGAGCGACAAUGUUCUAUUUUUCGGUUUUUGAAAUCGAUGGAAUGACUCGAAUGCUAUUAGAUGAAUAUGAGAGAAGUGGAUUUGCAGAGGUUUCAAUAAUCAAUACAGAAUACACGGGUACAGCAGCAAUGUUGAGGCAUAUGGUGCAGAUUCAUGAAUGUUUUUAUCGCGCGAGACAACAUUCAAAAUGGCUGCUAAAUAUUGAUCACGACGAAUUUCUGAUGCCCAGAGAAAAACCAAUUCUAACAUAUAUUCGAAGUUUAGGAGAUCAUGUUGCUGAAUUAGUAUUUACUAUGAGAAGAAUCGCAAAAUUCAGGGAUUCUAUUGAAGUUUACCAUAACAUUAAGGAAGUUUCCAGCGAUAUUCAAGCAGUCAAUUAUAAUUUGACACAUUCUCCAAGUUAUCAAUCACCAAAAGUGAUGAUUCGACCGGAUAAAGUGAAUAUGAUGAUUGUACAUUGGUCGUAUGGUAUGGAGCCUGGUUAUAAAGUGCAUGCGGUGCCUGCCAAUAUAGCAACUCUCAAUCACUAUCGUACGAUUUCUCCCAAAUUUCUAUGGUCCGAUUUUGUGGCGAAAUUGAUUAAGCAAGAUGUCAAGUUUAUGCAUUUCACGUUGCAGAAGGAAUAUUUGAAGAGAUUGCGGGAAAAUGUGGCGCAAGUUGUUGGUUAUGUUUUUGAGAAGCACGAUGUGACGUGUGAGAAUAUUCCCGAACCUAUACAAAAGUACACGAGACCCUAUUUGAAGAAGAUGAAAAUUUGCGAAUAA